UUUGAACUGAACUAACUUUACAGGAUGACAGAGUACCAUUAUCCAACUUUUGAGCAUUUAUAUCCUAGCGGGGUACAACGAUAUGAUGUACGAGCCCGACUGAUUCGCAAUUAUGAUAUUUUCAACUACAACCAUAAAGGAAAAACCAAGCAAACAUGGAAAAUGCUUUUUGUCGAUGUUGAGGGUGAGGGCAUACAGUGCAAUAUUUUCGGCCCCGCGAUUGAAAAGUUUGUAGGACGGUUUCAAGAGGGAUUCAUUUAUAUACUCCUUGCUGUACAAGUGAUAUUUGCUGAAGGGAAAAACAAAAUUGUCCCCAAUUGGAAACAGAUGAUCAUUAAAGAAGAAACAAAUGUGAUACGUGAAGAGGAGGAUGACAUUUCCAUACCUUCAUUCCACUAUAAUUUGGUUCAGUUGAACCGAUUAAGUUGUCACAUCGACUGUACCAAUAGAGUUUAUGAUGCAAUGGGAUUGGUCCUAUACGUUUCACCAGUUGAGAAUAUUGGUGUGGAUUCAGUCAAGCGAGACGUAGCAAUAAUGGAUACAACCUGGACUGUUAUUAAAUUAACACUUUGGAAUGAUUUUGUGCACGUUCUUGAUGAAAAUCUUAAUCAUGUUGACAUUUGUCCAAUCAUUGUAGCAUGUGGUCUGCAUGUCAAGAGCUUCUAUGGUACAUAUCUUUCCACGGGAUACCACACUAGGGUUUAUGUUAACCCGGUUAAUGAAAAAACAACAUCCUUAUCUACAUGGUAUAAAUCGGAAAAACUGGCAAAUAUAAGGAGAGAUUGGUUUCGUUCGUCGACUUUUUCGUUAAAGUCUUCGAUUGACAUUUCUAACACUCCCCGUAUCCGAUUAUCUCAAUUCUCUAGCGUGAGAAAGGUUCAAUACUGUCGAGUUGCUGCAUAUGCAUGUCGCGUUGAUAGUGUUGAUAACAUCAUAUAUGAGGCAUGCAAUCGUUGUCUUAAAAAGGUUGUCAUUUUUCAAGGACUACAAAAAUGUCAAUCCUGCAAUCUCACCAACACUGUAACUAUCCCAAGGUUGCUUCUUCGACUUACCAUAUUUGAUAAAAGUGGUAAUUUGAAAGUCACAAUAUUACACGAUCUUGCACAACACCUCUUAGGUUGUUUAGCUACUGAAAUAAAAUCAGUACUUCAACAGCCUAAUGGACGUAAUCGAGUGAUGGAAAAAGUAUUUGCAUGCUUCGGAAACAAAGCUUUUUCAUGGGUGCUACAUCCACCAAUUGAAGCUUUUAAUCCUGAACAUUCGUAUACGGUUGGAUAUGUGUUGCAUAUCGAUUGGGCGGAGGAGUGCAUGUGGUUAAACAAAUAUAUUGCGAGCAAAAAAAGAAAGUGAUAAUUACUAUUUUGUAUGUACUUCAAUUUUGGUUUUCCAAUGGGAUAUGUUAGUUGUAUCAAAAUAAUGUUACAUUUUUUUAAUAGCUUUAAAUUCGUCAUGUAAGGCUACGAGUAUUGUAUGACCUCAAUGUCGCAAAAUAUGGACUUUGCGAAUGAUGUGCAUGAAAUAAUAGGCACAAUAAAGUUUCUAAAAUGCACGCACGCAUCGCGUGCAUAAAAUACUAGUUAUUUAUAAACCGUCUAGCCUGCACAAUAAUAUUGUUGUAAAUAGGCCGGAAGAUGAAGUGUUCUACCACUUUUCAGGCCAGGUCAAAUCGCUCGGGUUAACGGUCUCCCUCAAAGUGCCCCUAGUGGGGAAUUGGACUCCCAACCUUUUGGUUGGAAGGUAUAAUAAUUUCCUUUAUGUUAAGACAUAGCUUGGUAUUUUGUAGUUUUAUGAGUGACCACGUUAAAGUCAAUUCUUUGGUCAUGUAUUUUUACCUUAUGAGCAAGUGGUCGGGAAAAAAAAAAGUUAGGUUAUAUGAAUUGAAGAUCGUCAAUAUAUUAUCUGAAUCGAUAAAUAUAGCUAAACCAAUCUAAUCA
This is a messenger RNA of Spinacia oleracea (spinach), 1934 nucleotides long. RefSeq names its product replication protein A 70 kDa DNA-binding subunit B-like. The record is from RefSeq and is a predicted model, not a curated record. NCBI's taxonomy places the organism in Eukaryota, Viridiplantae, Streptophyta, Magnoliopsida, Caryophyllales, Amaranthaceae. The transcript has 9 exons. Bases 25 to 1350 code for a protein of 441 amino acids.